GGCACGAGAGAAGGAAAUUGCAUUGCGGUUGAUGAUAAAUAAAAAAACCAUCGUCACUACUAGACUUGUUCCUCCUGGGAAGUUGAACAUGACCAACCUCCUCGACAUCGUAAUGCGCGAGAGAUACAUGAUGCGUCUGUUCAACUACAUCGUCUUUAAAUCGGAGAACAGAGAGGCGAGGGAAUGGAAGGACGGGAACUUCUUCGACUAUGAAAAAGUGGAGCAAAGGUUUGGUGUGAGGGCAGCCGAAUGGGAUGAGGAAAGGGAUAGGAUCCCUUUGGAAUACGUCCGGAGGGUUCCAAAAAGACUCGGCGGAGAGCAAGAGGAAAAAGGUCUGAAAAGAUUUGGCAUGAAGGCCACGGAGGCAUUGUAUAGGGACGCGCCUUUCCACUUCAAGUACUUCGUAUACCAUGAAAUUGGAAGAGUGGAAUUGUUGACAGCUGAGUUGCGACAGUUGAAGAACGCUGCGCUUAAUCUGAGUUGGGAAAAGAAACAAGGACGGUUAACAUUGCUACCGGUCAACAUGCACCCCAAGGAGUUGAUGCCCGCGGCCGACGAAAUUGUGACUGCGGCCACGAACUUGAAUUGCAAGGCGGCUAUCCUCGAUCUCGCCAACCCGAAGAAGUGCCUUGCAUGGUCGCCGACCGAUUUCGAUGCUUUGCACAAAACGAUGACGAAAUUGUGCGGUAAUAAUUGGAUUUUGAUUGUUUUUGCCCCGCAAAAACAACAUAAGAUCGUCAUGAAGCAGCUUUACAACUCGGAUGAUGUAGAGGUGAUACCCGGGACUUGGAAGCGUUAUCUCGGGGUCGGGACGACUGUUAGCAAGUACGGAAACUGGCAAGUCGAUUAUAAGGACACGAUGGCGAUCGUCCUGCAUGCCGAGGGCGGCGACCUCAAGAAGGUCACGAGGGCCCCUAAAUCAGAGGCGGAGAUAGUGGAGCUAAACGUUGAGGAGGAGCACUUCAAGAGGUGCUCAAGAGGCAUGGCGGUGAGAAAGAAAACGAACGAGAGGUGUAUGGGCGGUGGGAACGACAUCCCAAACAGUUGCAGAAGUUGUGUAGUUCGUUUCUGCACGAGGAUCAGGGGGUGAUUCUUAUCGGGAAGUCGCAUGCUGGACUUGUGUGGGAGCUUCUGCGCGCUGGCUAUCAUGUUUUCGCAUGCGACU
This is a messenger RNA of Chara braunii, 1165 nucleotides long. NCBI's taxonomy places the organism in Eukaryota, Viridiplantae, Streptophyta, Charophyceae, Charales, Characeae. The record is from the annotation of a GenBank genome assembly.